GAGAGUGUUAUUCACUUCUCAACUAAAACUCACUCUACUUUCGCGGACUCUCUGUCCCGAGAAACAAACGGGAACUAAGGAAAUGAAAAUUCUCCAGCUUUUCACCCGCCACCCAAUCCUUUGCCACAGACAAGCCCUAGUUCCUUCGAUUAGUUUCGGAGCUCUCAGACAAGUGAGCUCCAAACGGUGCUUCUGUACGCACUCGGAGGAUCCGGAGCUGAAGGACUUCAUGGAGUACAUGGAUUCUCUGAAGAACUACGAAAAAUUGGGCGUGCCCAGAGGCGCGGGUACGGACUCGGAGGACGGGUUCGAUCUGGGCCGGAUGAGGCGGCUCAUGGAGCACCUCGGCAAUCCUCAGUCCAAGUUCAAGGCUGUUCACAUUGCUGGUACAAAAGGAAAAGGAUCAACUGCUGCAUUCCUCUCCAAUAUUUUACGGGCAGAAGGGUAUUCUGUAGGUUGUUACAGCAGCCCACAUAUUCAGACCAUCAGGGAACGCAUGUCAUUGGGAAGAUUUGGCGAGCCGGUGUCAGCAAAGACAUUAAAUAGCCUUUUUCUUCAAAUUAGAAAGACUCUUGACCAGGCAAUGGAGCACGAAAAUGGGCGUAUGACUCAUUUUGAGGUUCUCACUGCAAUGGCAUUCACCUUAUUUGCCCAAGAGAAUGUUGACAUCGCAAUUAUUGAGGCUGGGUUGGGGGGUGCACGGGAUGCAACAAACAUUAUUUCUAGUUCUGAACUUGCUGCAUCAGUCAUAACUACAAUUGGUGAGGAGCAUUUGGCUGCGCUUGGGGGUUCUUUGGAAAGCAUUGCCAUGGCAAAGUCAGGAAUCAUUAAACAUGGCUGCCCAUUGGUGCUGGGUGGCCCAUUCCUUCCACAUAUUGAUCGUAUUCUUCGUGAUAAAGCAUUGUCAAUGGCUUCUCCAGUAGUAUCAGCAUCUGAUGCUGGAAAUAGAAGUACCGUAAAAGGUAUUAGCAUGUUCAACGGUAGACCUUUCCAAACUUGUGAUCUAAUAAUACAAGUUGAGAGGGACUUUAAGGAGUUCAUUGAGUUACUGGAUGUGAAACUGUACAUGCUUGGACAUCACCAACUUCAAAAUGCGGCAACUGCUGCUUGUGCAGCACUCUGUCUUCAUAAUCAAGGAUGGAGAAUUUCGGAUGGAUCUAUUAGGGGUGGUUUAGAACAUGCAUUCUUGCUGGGAAGAAGUCAGUUUCUAACACGGAAAGAAACUGAGGCACUUGGGCUACAUGGAGCAACAGUAUUGCUGGAUGGAGCACACACCAAAGAAUCUGCUAAUGCUUUGGUGAACACAAUACGGAUGAUAUUGCCAGAGGCGCCAUUGGCUCUUGUGGUUGCAAUGGCAAGUGACAAAGACCACGUAGGUUUUGCAAGAGAGUUUCUUUCAGGUGGACAGCUAGAGGCCGUCUUUCUGACUGAAGCUAACAUUGCUGGAGGCAAAUCUCGAACGACUUCAGCUUCUUUAUUAAGAGAUUGUUGGAUCCAAGCUUCCGAAGAACUGGGCAUUGGCAUUGUUCAUAAUGGACCAGCAAAAUCCAACCGAGUGUUCAAGGAUCAAUUGACUUGCUCUGUAAGCAAUUUGGAAAAUGGAACCAUCUUAGCUGCUGAGAGUUCAUUAACGGUUUCAUUGAAGGUUGCAAAUCAGAUCCUCAGAGAAGGAACAGGGAUCCAGUCGGGCAUUAUUGUAGUGACUGGAUCUCUGCAUAUUGUUUCAUUGGUAUUAGCUGCUCACAUUGGUUAAGGCAGAGAAUUAUUGCACUUAUUCUAGUAAUUUUUAAAUUCAUCAUGUUGCUUUCCCUUACAGUUCCUUAAGCGAUUGCGUCUAUGGAAAUUUUUGAGAGUCGGACUUAAUUUUUAUAAGAACCGUUUUGCUGUCA
Molecule: messenger RNA, 1889 nt
Organism: Alnus glutinosa
Lineage: Eukaryota; Viridiplantae; Streptophyta; Magnoliopsida; Fagales; Betulaceae
Product: dihydrofolate synthetase
Exons: 10
Coding region: 83-1753 (556 amino acids)
Biological process (GO): tetrahydrofolylpolyglutamate biosynthetic process
Cellular component (GO): cytosol; mitochondrion; cytoplasm
Molecular function (GO): tetrahydrofolylpolyglutamate synthase activity; ATP binding
Source: RefSeq, a predicted model, not a curated record